This is a messenger RNA of Caenorhabditis briggsae, 831 nucleotides long. RefSeq names its product Protein CBR-CDR-1 (gene Cbr-cdr-1). Gene Ontology annotation, cellular component: cytoplasm. The record is from RefSeq and is a predicted model, not a curated record. The transcript is spliced from 6 exons. Lineage: Eukaryota; Metazoa; Nematoda; Chromadorea; Rhabditida; Rhabditidae. Bases 1 to 831 code for a protein of 276 amino acids.
AUGAUAGAUUUCUGUACCGGUUUCUUGGUUUUCUUAAUUUUUUCCAUUUUUGUCUACCUCAAAAAAUUGUUUACACCACCAAGCAUCAAACCAAAACCAGCGAUUCAAAAAAAGGACUACAAAAGAGAUACAGUAUACCUUUAUCAGUAUGGACGACUCAAAAAUUGUCCAAGUUUGUCGCCGUUUUGUAUGAAAAUCGAGAUUUUAUGCAGGAUUCAUAAAAUUCCAUAUGAGAUAGUCGAAUGCACAACGAUGCGAUCCAGAAACGGACUUUUACCAUUUAUCGAGUUGAAUGGAGAGCAUAUUGCUGAUUCAGCUCUAAUUGAAAUGCGUCUGAAAUCUCAUUUCAAGAUUCCGUCCCUUCCAGCCGAGCUGGAAACUCAAUCAGUUCUCUUGAGCAAGUUUGCAGAUCAUCAUCUUUUCUUCCUUCUGAUCCGCUUCAAAACCGCCGUUGACGCAUUCUAUGAGACACUUCUGAAUGGAUUCGGAUCUCCAAAAUAUUUGAAUUUCAUUUUUGUUCCAAUUCUGAAGGCAAUCGUUGGAAAAGCAGUUUAUAAUAAAUGUGCUGGUGCAAUUGGAGAUUUCGAAUUGAAGGAAUUGGAUGAAUUUUUGCAUAAGGAUUUGGAAAUUAUUCAGAAUACGAUGAAGGGAAAAUUCUUGUUUGGAGAUAAGAUUACAGCGGCCGAUGCUACCGUAUUCAGUCAAUUGGCUACCGUAUACUACCCAUUCCACAAUCAUAAUUGUGAUGUUAUCAAUAAGGAUUUCCCGAAAAUUCUGGAAUAUAUGGAGAGGGUCCGAAAGGAAGUUUAUCCCAAAGAUUUCACAUUGUAA